GUUAUCACGUUUCUUAGGUUAAGUAAUGUUGUAGAAAAGAGAAGAGAAGAGGAAGAAGAAAAGCCCAAAUCCAAAAUUGAAAACAAGUACUACAAUCUCCAAAGCAUCAAUAUUUUAUCACUCCUCUUUUCUUCCACGCAAACCCAAUUCUCUUCUUCUUCUUCUUCUUCUUCUUCUUCUUCUUCUUCCUUUUCUUUUCUUCCCUAAAUCGUUCGUUAAUCUAUAGUCGAUCAAAUUCGCUCUUCUCUUUUCAACUUCUUCAUCGAAUUUUCACUGCCCUAGCCUCGGAAUUUGAUUCGUCCUUCUUUAAAGCUUCGGCUUUUAAGACAAUUAAAUCUUGCUAGCUGCUUGUAGACCUUCUUCGCUUUCACGGCUUUCUAAUUGCUGUUCCUUUCGUGGGUCGCUGAGAAAGCCUUAUUCUAUUGGGAAGGAAUUCGCCUUUUCUGCUUCGUCUUCUUGUGAAUAAAGAGUUGGUUUUAAGGAAUUGACUUUGAUCAAGGAUUUGUAGCUGCAUUCUCAUUGGGCACUACACGUUCUUCAAAUUUCCACGAGGUAAGCAGGGAAUGGACCGGCUGUUUUGGCCAAUCGUCCGUGUUUACAAAUGAUGAGCAGUGGGCAUAAGGGUCCAAAUGUACGUAACUUUUUUAAAUGGCAACGUGGUGAAUCAUCAUCAUCUUUGACUACUGGAUUGCUUCAUAAUGAGUCACACGAGAUUGAGCUAUCUAACUACGGAGGAAUACCAAGUCCUGGUAGUGAGAGCCCAUCGGGACUUCUUAAUGGAGAGAGUUUAAAUGUUCAACCAAUUGCUGAUUUGGAUCUUUUUGUUGAAAGGCUCUACAGCUACUAUAGAGACAAAGGCCUUUGGUGUAUUAUCGUAAAGUGGGCUGUUGAGCUUCUUAGUCUGGGCUUCAUCAUAUGCUUCUCUGGGUUUUUCUUGCUGUAUGUUGAUUGGAAUGGUCUUCAGAAUGCAAAAUGUGGAAUGGAUGCAGUUGAAUCAGGAACUAAGCCAUGUGAUCUUGUAAAAGAAGCUAUCCAUCCGCAUCCUUUAUCUCCUUUCACGCUUACAACUGCUAUAAUUGUUGGAUAUUUGGCCCUCUUCUCUGUGUACUGGCUCUUCUGCUUCUUAAGGUUUUUUGCCCAACUGAAAGAUACUUUGGACUUUCGGCACUUUUAUUACAACAAUCUCCAUGUCACAGACAAUGAAAUCCUUACUAUGCCAUGGGCAACAGUCCUUGAGAAGGUUGUUCAGUUACAAAGCUCACAAUGUCUUUGUGUGGUUAAGGAUCUUUCUGCUCAUGAUAUGGUUAUGCGCCUUAUGCGGAAAGAAAACUACUUGAUUGGAAUGCUCAACAAAGGUUUGCUUUCUUUCCCAAUCUCUCAUUGGAUCCCUGGUGCUGGUCCAGCAGUCAAAUCUGCACCAGAUGGGACACAGUAUCACCUUGUAUUGACAAAGACCCUUGAGUGGACCCUUAACUGGUGCAUAUUGCAGAGCAUGUUUGACUGCAAUUUUCGUGUUAGAAGGGACUUUGUUUCAAAUCCUACAACAUUGAAGAAACGACUAUUUGUGGUUGGGCUUGCUAUGCUUCUGCUGUCACCGUUUCUUGUCAUCUUUAUGUUGGUGUAUUUAUUCCUAAGGCAUGCUGAACAGUUCUACAAUCAUCCAAGUACUGCAUCUUCUCGAAGAUGGUCCAAUUUGUCAAAGUGGCUCUUCAGGGAAUUCAAUGAGGUUGACCAUUUAUUCAAGCAUCGGAUUAAUAGCAGUGUAGUACACGCAUCCGAAUAUCUAAAGCAAUUCCCCUCGCCGAUCAUCUCCAUUAUUGCAAAGUUUGUCUCGUUUGUUUCUGGCGGCUUUGCUGCUGUCUUAAUCAUCAUUGCGUUUCUCGAAGAAUCUCUACUAGAGGGCCAUAUAUUCGGCCGCAAUCUGUUUUGGUAUGCUGCUGUUUUUGGAACAAUUACAGCUAUUAGCAGGGCUGCCAUUUCCGAUGAACUUUUGGUCCUCGACCCAGUAGGAACUAUGUCUUUGGUGGUCCAACACACUCAUUAUAUGCCUAAGAGAUGGCGUGGUAAGGAAAACAAGGAUGAUGUCCGCUUGGAGUUAGAGACUCUGUUUCAGUAUACUGGAAUGAUGCUAUUGGAGGAGAUAGCUUCGAUCUUCAUCACACCAUUUUUGCUGAUGUUUGUAGUGCCAAAGCGGGUGGAUGACAUCUUGCAAUUCAUCAAGGAUUUCACAGUUGAUAUUGAAGGUGUAGGCCAUGUUUGCAGCUUUAGUGCCUUCUACUUUGAGAAUCAUGGAAAUAUCCAAUAUGGUUCACCACAUAAUGCAACUCGUCGUGAGCAGAGAAGCUCACAAGGGAAAAUGGAGAAAUCAUUCUUGAGUUUCCAGAGUAGUUAUCCUUCUUGGGAGUCAGAUUCUCUUGGGAAGCAGUUUCUGUCAAAUCUCAGAACUUUCAGGGACCGAAAGCUUCAUGAAAUCAACACAAGACACUCAUGUUCUCCUAGUAGGGCGUGGCGAGAAAGCACUACCACCGCUGUAUACAGAGACAUUCCAGGAAAUCCGCUUGCGAGCGGCAAUCACACCGAUUCCAUGUGGCUUAUUGAUCCAGAUCAGAGGAAUCAUCCUUAUCUUCUUGACUGGUAUUACACUUCACAGGCUCACAACAGAACUGAUCACCCGACAGAGAGAGCGAACGAAAUCUUAAGUGCAAAUCAGAACGCUACAGAUUGUUGGCCUCCUGAUUUGGGAAUCCGUGGUGAAGAUAGCAGAGAUCUGCUCAACAUGGAGGCAAGCACAUCAGGUCAGUUCUUCAGAGAGAGCAUUCUGCGCCAUGAGCAACCGGAGGGAGAGGAAAGUUAUGGGAAUCAGCAUCCUCUUGAUGGUAGGAGCCAGUGGUGGGGAAGAGGCAACCACUCUCACAUCGGCACAUCUCAUCCCACAAACACCAAUAGCUUCAUUGAGCCACCUGAUUUUAUAAACCGCUACACAGCAGGAAACUUAUUAGACAACUCAUGGAGCAGAAGAAGCAUUGAAGAAGAAGAUGAAGAACUGGAUUGGGAAGAGAACUCAAGAAGAAAGUUGUCGAGAACCACAUUCAUGGACGAUAACGAUAUUGAAGCUGGGAUUGAUCUCCAUUUCGACGAUGUAUAUAGUUCAAGACCUCAAGAAACUUCAACAUCAAGCACCACAUUACGGUGAACAACAAUGAAUUUUUUUGAUUCAAAGUUGUUUCUUUGUUUUGUCUUUUUAUGGUGGAUGGAGAAGGAAGAUAAAAGAGAUGCUUUGUAGAAAAGUGUUCUCUGGAUUUGGAAAAAAAUGUGGGAAUAGUAACAUGUUUCUCUUUUUUUUUUCUUUUUCUUUUUUCUUGGUUAUGUUUCAAGCUAACAUUACAUGCAAUUCUUUAUUGUUGUGUAUAUAAAUUAGGUCCUUAAAAAUGGUAUUUUUUUAAUUUAUA
Messenger RNA from Arabidopsis lyrata subsp. lyrata, 3449 nucleotides. RefSeq names its product autophagy-related protein 9. Gene Ontology annotation, biological process: autophagy of mitochondrion; protein localization to phagophore assembly site. The coding region runs from base 602 to 3193 and encodes 863 amino acids. Gene Ontology annotation, cellular component: autophagosome; phagophore assembly site. Lineage: Eukaryota; Viridiplantae; Streptophyta; Magnoliopsida; Brassicales; Brassicaceae. The record is from RefSeq and is a predicted model, not a curated record. The transcript has 11 exons.